AUGCUUGGCGCAUUUGUUUUUGAUGGCACGAGGCUCUUGAAAUCAAGCCUGCGCGGCGAAAGCGGGGAGGUCUCGGCCUACUUCUCUGCAGCCGUCUUCGCUCUCAGCCUGGCUUUCUAUCCCGCUGUCAUUGGUGUGGGUCUCUACGCCUGUGAUCGCUGGGCCAGAGAUUGGUCAUGCAGCCCUGUUGCAGUACUGCAGACGGUGGGAAUUGGUCUCAUGGUUUGGAUUCUCUUUGCGCUGGGUACCAUCGCCUCGUCUAUU
Messenger RNA from Symbiodinium necroappetens, 264 nucleotides. NCBI's taxonomy places the organism in Eukaryota, Dinophyceae, Suessiales, Symbiodiniaceae. The record is from the annotation of a GenBank genome assembly.